AUGCGUGAACUUUUGUCUGACCUCGCCUCUCAUGUUAUCACCUUGCGUACUGAGAACAUGUUCAAAGGAUUAUCGAAGGACCUUGACCCACCAGCGCAGGCGAAAGACAAGUUCCUUGUUAACACGCAAGAAAUGUUGGACCACAUCAAACUCCAACAGUCAGUUCAAAACGCAACGCAACGUACUCAACGAAACAAAGGACCUCAAUCCAAACGUUUCAACAAUAACGGUGACACCAAUAAUUAUGCUAAAACGUAUUCAGGCGCCCGUGCACCAGCCACCGACCGAUUAAAUGGUUACAAACAGUCUCACAACAACUUUAGCGGCUUCUCAAAGGAUCAGCUGACUCAACCACGGGGUUCUCACAAGAGCCAGAACCAACAAAAACGGCUCUAGGUCAAGUGGGG
Gilbertella persicaria is the source of this 407-nucleotide messenger RNA. RefSeq lists its product as uncharacterized. The transcript has a single exon. Lineage: Eukaryota; Fungi; Mucoromycota; Mucoromycetes; Mucorales; Choanephoraceae. Bases 1 to 396 code for a protein of 131 amino acids. The record is from RefSeq and is a predicted model, not a curated record.